Messenger RNA from Pieris macdunnoughi, 1224 nucleotides. The record is from the annotation of a GenBank genome assembly. NCBI's taxonomy places the organism in Eukaryota, Metazoa, Arthropoda, Insecta, Lepidoptera, Pieridae.
AUGGAUACACGUCUAGUGAUCGCGUUAGCUGGUUUUGUGGUUGGUUUUAAUAAUCUAAAAAGGAGACGUGUAUGGGUUAAGAAAUAUAGACGAAAAUUUGGACAUUUACCCAUGUUAAAAAAAAUACGAGAAAACUAUCCAGAAGAUUUUAAAAAUUACCUACGGAUGGACCGCGAUAAUUUUGAUUACUUAUUGGAACUUAUCCGUCGCAGAAUUACUAAGCAAGAUACAGUUAUGAGAAAAUGCAUAACACCAGAAGAACGUCUUUCCGCAACAUUAAGAUAUCUGGCAACUGGACGUUCAUUUGAAGAUUUAAAAUUUUCUUCUGGCAUUUCUACAUCAGCUCUAAGCAAGAUAAUACCGGAAACGUGUAAAGCGAUUUACGAAACGUUGAGGAAAGAUUACAUGAGGUUUCCUACACGCAAAGAAGAAUGGCUGGAAAUUGCUAAAGGUUUCCAUGAUCAUUGGAAUUUUGUUAACUGUGGAGGCGCACUGGACGGAAAACAUAUAAGAAUUAUUCCUCCUGCCAAUUCUGGAGCAAAAUAUUACAAUUAUAAGAACUUUUAUAGUAUGGUUUUAAUGGCUCUGGUAGACUCAAACUAUGUGUUUAUUUUUGUUGACGUUGGUAAAAAUGGCAGGAUGUCCGAUGGGGGUGUUAUUGAAUACACAACCUUUUACAACAAAUUAUUAAGAGGACAAUUAAAUUUACCCGAGAGAAGCGAGAAUGUUCAUUAUUUAAAUUACGUUUUCAUUGGUGAUGAAGGUUUUGCUUUGAAUGAAAACCUUUUGACCCCCUACCCGCAAAGAGAACUUGAUCAUGAAAAACGAAUCUUCAAUUACAGACUCUCACGUGCUCUUAAUGUUGUUGAAAAUACUUUUGGCAUAAUUGCCUCUAGAUUUCAGAUACUACGUACACCUAUUAACAUGAAACCAGAAAAUAUAUGUUACAUAGUACUAGCAAUAUGUAGUAUUCAUAAUUUUUUAAGAAAGAGAAGUAAUUUUUAUAUGUCAGCAUCAACCGUGGACAGAGAAAAUAUUGAAUCGAGUACUGUUUUAGACGGAGAUUGGCGCCAAAACAGCUCUGAACUAACUCCAUUGGACAGAUAUUCGGCCAGAAAUGUGCCUUCCUUAGCUAAACAGAGUAGAGAUGAAUACAAAACAUAUUUCAAUACAAUAGGUAAGGUUUCUUGGCAAGAAACUAUGAUAAACGCUGGUAGAUCAUAG